AAACCCAUUCAUUAGCUAUAGUUCAUAAGUGUAUAAUCUAUGAGCUAGUUCGAUCACUCAAAAUUCAUGCUCAUUUCAACCUUUGAAAUUUCUAUUGUCAAAUUUGUCACUCAACGUGAAAAUUUUUCUGAACCAAUUUUCUAUUGAAUUUAUUUUAAUUAUUACCGAUUAAACAUGUCUGACAAUAAGAACGCAUCCAAAAACGAUCAAGAUCCUGAAUUAGACGAUUUAUUGAACAGUGCACUUCAGGAUAUGACAAAGAAGAAAGAUGAUAAGCCAAACGAUACCACUCCUGAUGGUGGCGAAGCAAUGCAGAACAUGUGGGGCGAGGAAUUUAUCAAAGAAGCAGCUGCUCAGUUUGAGAGCAACAUGGCAGCUAUCCUAGGCAGUUUCAGUGGAGUGCCAGAGGAUCAGAUAACACAAGAACAAAUUGCAUUAACUUUCAACAAAAUGGCUGAAGCAGCAUCACAGGUGUUAAAGCAAGGUGAAUCGAGUGAAACAGAACCAAAGACAGAUGACACGGCAGUACCGAAGGCAGAUCAGGUCUCGGCAGCCAUUUCGCAGACAUUACAGAAUUUGAACUCCAACUCUGAGAAUCUUCAGACGCCUUUCUCAGAACAAGAUCUAGCGAACAUGUUUAAUAAUUUCAAUUUAGGUGAAGGGGGCCAGGAAGGAAACAUGUUCCUGCCCUUCAUGCAGGGGAUGAUGCAGUCGCUCUUGUCGAAAGAAGUUUUAUACCCAUCUUUGAAGGAGCUAGUCGACAAAUAUCCAAGUUGGUUGAACGAGAACAAGACAAAGAUUGAACAAAGCGAAUACGAAAGAUUCGAAAAACAGCAAACGUUAAUGCAGCAAGUAUGUGCUGAACUCGAGAACGAAUUGGAUAGUGACAGUGAAGAAGUUAAGAGAAAACGCUUCGAGAAAGUGUUGGAGUUGAUGCAGAAGAUGCAAGACCUAGGCCAGCCUCCCACUGAGCUGGUCGGGGAUAUAGGACCGGUACCUCAGAGCUUCGGUCCAGCGGCACAGGAUCCAUCACAAUGUUGCAUCAACUAGACGUCUAACAACUCGAGGGUGGGAUGAUGGAUUAUUUAAGGACGUGGACCUGAUGAUUGUCAAGUCGUUGGUCUGAUUUCUGCGAGUACAGUGGAGCCGUACUACUCAGAAAUUGAAGAUCAAGCACAACUAGUAUUCUUCACCCAGUAAUCAAAAUCCGACUUUAAUCAUGUGUCCGUGAGAUAAGACUUAGAUUAAUUUCAUGUUUAUCAUUUUUUUUUUGUUAAGUCAUUAAUAGCUUCAACAAACAGAAGAGGAAAUGGUACAUAGUGUUUCGUUUUUGCCAAUUUGGAUAUAGGUGAUUUCUUUUUGGUAAAAGUUCCCGCGUAAAUGUUAGAUCUUGUAUACGGGCUGUAUGAGGACUUGAAAACGAGGGCAGGUCCAACUGGUAAAUUCUAAUACAGUAGUACUAUAAAGUAUUAACUAUAUCAAAGGGUGUAAUGCUAUUGGGUUUAAGCUCCAUUUUGAUUAAAACGCAACAUUUAUCUUUGUAAUUAAAAGGUGCGUUUUAUUCGGUAUUAGUAUCAACAAUUUGAUGUUUUUAAUUAAACUUAAGUUUACACAAUUCAAAUUGCCGAAGAAAUGUUUUCCAAAUUUUUAUGGCUCUCCUGUCAAAUAUUGUUUAAACAAAAUUGCCUUUCAACCCUCAAAUCGAAGCCUCCAAUGAACACUAGCCUAACUCCAAAUUCGUAGAUUUACAGGAGGAGCGUUUAAACGAAAAAAGUUGAUAAAAUAUUUAUUAUUGCAGAUAUAUUUAUGGUUUUUUUGUGUAACUAGCUGAUUUAGUCUUGCUUCGAACCCCAUCAAUAAUGAUUACUUGUAAUACUUUUAACAUAGUGAAGCGAUUUGAAAAACGAAAAUUUCAAAAUUUUGACCUAGAGUAGUGUUCAUUGGAGGCAUCGAAAUAUAAAGUUAUAAUAUAAAAUGUUUAUGACUGUGCUCUUAUCUUAAAAAAAUAUGUGAUUAGAAUGUCUAAAAUGACAUAGCAUAAUUAAUGUAUCAAACAAAAAUGUGAUUAGAAAAUUUAAUCAGAAACGGAAUAAUAUAAUGCUUCUUUUGUAUAGUAUUAAUACAUGGUAUUAAAUUUUUAUAAAUGAAGUUUUGAUGUAUUAUCAUAUCUGUCGAAAUGUGGAGGAAACUGAGGACUGUGUCUUGAAAAAAAUACUUUAUAAAGGAUUCCUGUGUGGUUUAUAUUUUUGUAUUUAACUCGAGAACAUAUUUGUUUUUAGAUCAAUUAUUUAAAGACAAACUAAUCAGGAACUGGUCGAGUAAUUAAUUGAUUUUAGUAGCAGUGAAUAAUUAAGGAUAUAUAUGUAUAUAUGUAAUGAUUUCAGUUUGAAAGUCUGUGACCUUGAAUUUAGACAUAACUCAUAGUAAAGUCACACUUAAUAGUUAUCAAUCUGUUGUAAGCCCAAGUAGGUAAUCCUAUUUUGUCCCCGCGAGCACGAGCGACAUUUACGUAGCCUACGGACUCAACUUGUAUGCUGUUAGUUGUGACAAUACCAUUGAGUUAUUUUCGGAGAUCCAAAUCUGUUUGCGGACUAAGGAUUUGUUUUUAAACUCAUUUCUGUUUUUAUUGGGUGAGACUUUCACUCGCCGAAGUUGUUUAUAUAUUUAUGAGUUAUUCAUUACCUCGUAAAAUUAAAAGCUUAAUGUUUUAUAAUGUAAACAUUUUCAAAGCUACAGCUGUAGAGUUAAGAAACAAGAAUGGUUUGUAUAUAUCAAAGCGACCACAUUAACGAUAACAAUUCUUCAAAUAAUUGACUAAAAUCAUAGUCUAGAGGGAAGUACACACGAAUUCGUAUGAAAGUGUUUUUUGCAAAUGUUUUGUUUUCCAUUUUUCGACCCUGAGAUAAAUUCGACUUGUUGCUGACGUGAGCUGUCUGUCACUCUGACAGCCGUAAUUGUCAAUGGGUGACUUUGACAAUGAAAGUUGUGCGCAAAAGAAAUGUCGAACAAACGGCACACGUAUUUGUUUUUAUUUAAUGAAUUUUAAUUACACACGUAAUGCGUUUAUUAAUUAUUUAUUUAGUUGUUUUAGUGUUGCUUUUGUUUUUGUGAUUAUUAAAUUGAGAUGUUUGAGUUUUA
Messenger RNA from Bombyx mori (domestic silkworm), 3138 nucleotides. It is a transcript of the gene Pex19, whose product is annotated as peroxisomal biogenesis factor 19. Gene Ontology annotation, biological process: protein import into peroxisome membrane. Gene Ontology annotation, cellular component: peroxisome; peroxisomal membrane. The record is from RefSeq and is a predicted model, not a curated record. The coding region runs from base 175 to 1050 and encodes 291 amino acids. NCBI's taxonomy places the organism in Eukaryota, Metazoa, Arthropoda, Insecta, Lepidoptera, Bombycidae. The transcript is spliced from 8 exons.